Closterium sp. Naga37s-1 is the source of this 3528-nucleotide messenger RNA. The record is from the annotation of a GenBank genome assembly. Lineage: Eukaryota; Viridiplantae; Streptophyta; Zygnematophyceae; Desmidiales; Closteriaceae.
AUGCCAGGCCAUCACGAAUCCUUCACCCCCACAGACCCUAACUUCUCUCCCCACUUCCCUCCCGCGCACACCCCCACCGGCGUCAACUCACCAGCGAUCACCGCCACUGGCGGAAACUUCCCCUCACCUGCAAGCCACCCAGCCAUGGCCCUGCGCCCGGGAACCGGGCCUGCGGGGUACAGGCUGGGCGGGUCCGCGGGUGCGGGCGGUCCCCCUGCUCCGGCGCUAGUAGCGGCGAUGCAGAACAUGAGUCUGGGGAGUCCUGCCAUGGGCCCGGCGCAUGCUCCUGGGGGGGGGAGCAGACCCGGAGGGUUUGGGCCGGCGAGUGCUCGAGGCAGCAGCAGCGGCGGCGGCGGCGGCGGCGGGGGCGGCGGGUUUGGGGGCGCUGGAGGGUUUUCUGGGCCUGGAACUCCCGGGGGGCCUGGUGCUGAGGGUGUUAACGCCCAGACCCAGUGGCAAUCGGGAGGAGGCGGGGGAGGAGGGGGAGGGGGAAUGGUAGGGGGAGGGGGGGGAGGGGGAAUGGUAGGGGGAGGGGGGGGGAGGGGGAAUGACCCCCGUUUCAAGCCCAAGAAGAUCCAAUCCGGAGGGCACACGUGGGAGAUGUUUUCCGGGCCCAGCAUGAACAUCCUGAGGCGGGAGGACGAUGCGGAUCUCACUCCGAACGAGCUCGCCACGCUCGUCGCCGCGCCCGUGCGCCCCACCGGCCGCCACAGGCGCUCCAGGUCUGCCAUGCCCGUGCAGGCGCAGCUGGCGCAGCUGCGCCCGCCCUCCACGCCCGAGGGGCGCGUGCCUGGCGCGCUUAGGGCGGUGGCCGCGCUCGGCGCAGGCGGAGGCGCAGCGGGCGCGGCAGGGGGCAUGACGGGCGGGGGGAUUGGCGCAGGUUCAGGCGUGGGUAUUGUCGCAGGGGCGGGAAUAGGCGGGGGGAUGGGCGGAAACAUGGGCGCGGGGAUGGGCGCAGAGACUUUCGUGGUGGACUCGGAGCAGGAAGGGCAACAGCAGGAGGAGGAGGAAGUGCCGGAGGUGGCGCCGUGGGAUACGGGCAAUUCCGGCCAAACCCACCAGUCAGAAUCCCUGCUCGUGACAACGGAAGAGCCCGGUACAGCAAGUGGUGCCAACGGCAGCAGCAGCAUGGGUAGGCCUGUGGUUCCGGGUGGAAUGCGAGCGGUUGGCAGUAGCAGUAGCGCCGGACUCAACCCGCCCUUUGAUGGUGCUGCAGACGCUGGGGCUGGGGGUUUUGCUGGUGGUGGAGAUGCUGGUGGUGGUGGUGGUUACAGCAUACCAGGUGGUAACAUGGUUAGUGGUAACGUGCAUGGCCUCCCUGCACGUGCGUCCACGGCAGGAGGUCGGCCCAGUGCACCCGUAGGCAUGUCUGGGCCUGGCUCUACCUUUGGCCCUGUGCCUGGCGGUGGGGGUGCGGGUGGGGGUGGGCCGCCUGGCAAUCGUCCUGACUUGAGGCAAGCGGGCCGGGCGUCUAGCUUUGUGGAGCAGACACACCACCAGCAACAGCAACAGCAACAGCAACAGCAGCAGCAACAGCAACAGCAACAGCAGCAGCAACAGCAACAGCAACAGCAGCAGCAACAGCAACAGCAACAGCAGCAGUAUCAGCAGCAGCACGGCCAGCAGGGGCAGCAGGGGCAGGUGUUUUCCCCUGCUGCUCGCCCCAGCGUUCCAGUCAGAGGGGCAAGCUUUGGUGCUGGUGGUGCUGGUGGUCUUCCCAGGCCGGGAUCCGGCCAUGGGAGCAUGGGGAUGGGGCAAGGCCGACCCAGCAGUCCCCUGGUUCUGCGGCAGGGACAACAGCAGCAGCAGCAGCAGCAGCAUCAGCCACAGCAGCAGCACCCGCAGCAGCAGCAGCAGCAGUUUGCACCGAGUCCCAGAAUGGGGCCUGGUGGGCCGGGAGGUGCAGGGCGAGGCGGGGCAGGCAUGGCAGCAGGCGGGGGCAACAACAUGGGCAUGCGGAUGGGGCCAGGGGCGGGGAUGGGGGGAAUGGGGAUGGGGGGGAUGGGGACGGGUCCCCCCCCUGGCAGUCCCUCCGGGGGAGGGCGAGUAGGGGCGGGGUUGGCUGGUGCAGGGCGGGGGGGAUUGCCAAAUAGCCCAGGGGGAGGCGGAAUGGGGGGGAGGGGGGGAGGAAUGGGGGGUGACGGGGGAGGGGGAGGCGGAGGGCGCGGGAGAGGGGGAGGGGCGGGCAUGGGGGGACCUGGGAUGAAUUCGGGGUACCAGAUGGGGGGAAUGGGGCAUAGCCCGUUGGGAGGGACGGGACAGGGGAGAGGGGGGAUGGGAGGACCAGGAGGGAUGGGGGGAGCAGGAGGAGGAAUGGCAGGCAUGGGGGGGAUGGGGGGAACGGGGGGGAUGGGGGGGAUGGGUGCGCCUAUGACUCCUGGCGCAGGGCACGUGGGCAUGGGAAGGGGAGGGGCGGGAAGCAUGGGGGGACCCCCCAGACCUGUGUCUGCUGGCGGUAAGAUGAUGUCGGGGGGCGGAGGGGGGAUGGGCGGCGGAAUGGGUGGGGGCAUGGGCGGAGGAAUGGGUGGGGGAGGAGGGAGAGGAAGAGGACCACCACGAGGUGGGGGUAUGGGGGGAGGGAUGUUCAUGGGAGGGAGAGGAGGGGCCCCUGGGAGGGGAGGUGGAAUGGGGCGAGGAGGAGGAGCAGCAGCAGGAGGAGCAGUAGGAGCAGUAGGAGGAGGAGGUGGAGGGGGGUUGGGUACGGUGUUAGGAAGGCCGUACGUGGAUGUGAAUGAGUAUUAUAUGCUGGAGGGGGGCGAGGUGGGGAGGGGGCGCGUGGGCAGCAUUCGUGUGUGCGUGGCUCGCGAUACGGGCGAGCAGUUUGCAUGCAAGACAAUCGCCAAGGACAGACUACAGUGCGAGGAGGAGGUGGAGGACGUGCGCAAGGAGGUGGCGGUGAUGGAGAGGCUGAGGGACCACCCACAUGCCGUGCAGCUCGUGGCCACGUUCGAGGACGCUCAGAGCGUGCACCUGGUGAUGGAGCUGUGUUCGGGCGGCGAGCUGUGGGAGCGCAUCAAGCAGCGGCGGUGGUACGACGAGGGCAGUGCGGCAGCGGUGCUGCGUGUGGUGGUGGAGCUGCUGCGCGACUGCCAUGCCAUCGGGGUCAUGCACCGCGACCUCAAGCCCGAGAACAUCCUGCUCUGCACCGAGGAGAACGAUGUUGAUGUGAAGAUCAUCGACUUUGGCGUCGCCGUGUUCUUCAAACCUGGCGAUGUGUACUCGGACAUCGUAGGCAGCCCGCUCUACAUCGCGCCUGAGGUUCUGCACGAGGCGUAUGGGCCAGAGUCGGACAUCUGGAGCGCAGGAGUGAUUCUCUACGUGCUGCUAGCGGGCGUGCCUCCCUUCCGCGGGGACAGCGACGAGGGUGUGUUCCAGGCGAUUCUGGAGCAGGAGCCGGACCUGCAGCGCGGCCCCUGGCCUGAUGUUUCCGACGAGGCCAAGGAUUUGGUGCUUCACAUGCUGACAAAGGACCCCGCCCUGCGGAUCACGGCUGAUGAUGUUCUUGGUGAGUGUUGGUGUGCAGGUUGA